Molecule: messenger RNA, 997 nt
Organism: Misgurnus anguillicaudatus (oriental weatherfish)
Lineage: Eukaryota; Metazoa; Chordata; Actinopteri; Cypriniformes; Cobitidae
Source: RefSeq, a predicted model, not a curated record
GGUUUUCCAUGCCAUGAAUCUCCAGGUUUUUUAAUAUGACACAUUCAGGAGACAUGCAAGGAAUUUGUUGGAACCGGCUAUUGUCCACAAGUGGAAAACAGACCAAGCGAAUAUGCUUUUGGAGUUGCAGAAGAAUAAUAAAAUUGCAAUUGCUGGAGAUAUGAGAGCAGACUCACCAGGACACUCAGCAAAGUAUGGUAGCUACACUCUACUCGACUUGAACACCAACACCAUAAUCGACCUUCAGCUUGUUCAGAGCAAUGAAGUUGGAGGAAGCUAUCACAUGGAGAAGGAGGGCCUGAAGCGUUCCCUAGAUCUUCUGGAUUCAAAUGGUCUGAUGGUGGACUACAUUGUGACUGACCGACAUCCACAAAUCCAAAAGUUUUUGAGAGAACGCAGCAUUACACAAUACUAUGAUGUGUGGCAUUUUGAAAAAGGUUUGUCAAAAAGACUAGCCCUUCUGGCAGAACAAAAGGGCUGUGAGGUUUUAAAGAAAUGGUUGCGCAGUAUUAGAAAUCAUGUUUAUUGGUGCGCAACAUCUUCAACUUCUGGACCUGAGAAGGUGGCCAAGUGGAACUCCUUGAUAAACCAUCUUCAAAAUGUGCAUGUCCAUGACGACCCUACAUUUUCCAAAUGUGAACAUCCGGACCAAGAGUCUAGAAAUUCAACGAAAUGGUUAACACCUGAGGGCUAUUUCAUAAAACUCGCUUGGAAAAGCGAGGAUUAAAGUUACAAACUCGACUUGAAUUAACCUAACAAAUGAGGCGAGGCUAAAGCGGUUUCAAAAAAGGCAAAUGAAGCUUACGCAAUCCAACUUAUGUGAUCCAGAUUUCCCUAGUCAAGAUAAUUGCGCGUGCACGCUAUUCUUGAGCAGCCCUAGAGGUCGAGCGUGGAUCAAAUCGAUCAAAGUUAAAGAGAAAGCGGUAAUUUUUGAUAAAAAUGUAUGAAAAUGUACUACUGACUGAAAAUUAUAAUACUGCUGCAAUAAACAAACCCA